AGCCCACAGGUGCGGGUAACAAAGCCUACGAACCGGUUACUUUCUUUCAGCAAAACCAAACCCUAGCAGCACUACUUCAAAAAGAACAGCGCCAUAGCAUAACCCUUCGAAGUCGCCGUUUGUUUUCUUUUCGUUCGCAUCUUCUCUCUCUCUCAGAAAGAUGAAGGUGGUCGCCGCGUAUUUGCUCGCCGUCCUCGGUGGCAACAACAGCCCCUCCGCCGAUGUCAUCAAGGAAAUCCUUGGCUCCGUUGGAGUAGAAGCAGAUGAAGAUAGGAUUGAAUCGUUUUUGUCUGAAGUUAAGGGUAAGGAUAUAGUUGAGCUUAUUGCUGCCGGUAGGGAAAAGUUGGCCUCGGUUCCUUCUGGUGGUGGUGGUGCCGUUGCCGUCGCCGCAGCUCCUGGGGGAGGUGCUGCUGCUGCUGCUCCUGCUGCUGAGGCAAAGAAGGAGGAAAAGGUGGAGGAGAAAGAGGAAUCUGAUGAUGAUAUGGGUUUCAGUCUCUUCGAUUAAUUGGUGUAGUCUAUUCAGCUUUUUUGUUCAGAACAUAUUCUUAAUUAACACUAGAGCAUGAGUUUGUCAAAGUUUUGUUCUAAGGAGUAAUUUACUGUGUUUUUUAAUAUCAAUGACCAACCAAGUUGGAUGAAUUUGGUUUGAUAUUUUAGUGUUUUGAUGUUAUGGAAUUUCAUUUUGGUAAAUCUCAGUCAAGCUUAUUCCUUGUUUUA
Glycine soja is the source of this 717-nucleotide messenger RNA. RefSeq names its product 60S acidic ribosomal protein P2-1-like. Gene Ontology annotation, biological process: cytoplasmic translational elongation. Gene Ontology annotation, molecular function: structural constituent of ribosome. The coding region runs from base 161 to 505 and encodes 114 amino acids. Gene Ontology annotation, cellular component: cytosolic large ribosomal subunit; ribosome. The record is from RefSeq and is a predicted model, not a curated record. The transcript is spliced from 4 exons. NCBI's taxonomy places the organism in Eukaryota, Viridiplantae, Streptophyta, Magnoliopsida, Fabales, Fabaceae.